UACUACCAAAUGAUGACAAAGUCCCGUCCUUCUUCUCUUCCCUCUUUGGUUCGGUCACAACAAUUGACUAAUUUCUUUACUCUUACCAGCCUCUGGCAAUUUCUCUCCUCCAUCUUCCUUCUUCAGUUUCCGAACCCAGCCAAUCAUGGCUUUGGUGAACCCGUUUCAAACUUCUCUGGUUUUUCGUCUUUCCCACCGGCCAUCGAAGCAGAAUUCGCCACCGGUACUUCUUUGCUCUCUCUCAUCACAGCCCUUCAAACAAUUAUCAGCGAGGGGGAGGCAUGCAAGGUGUGGCGCCAUCGCAGAUGUGAAAGAUGCACCUUCGCUUGAUCACAAAGACGAGGAAGAUCACAAGGUUCUUGUGGGUCCUUCCAGCCAGGAAGAGCUUAGAGGUGAUCGGGACGUUGCGGAUUACGACUGGACCGAAGAAUGGUACCCCCUGUAUCUCACUCAAAAUGUGCCCGACGAUGCGCCUCUAGGUCUCAAAGUGUUUGAUAAGCAGCUCGUAUUGUUCAAGGACGGGAAUGGCGAACUUCACUGUUACGAAGAUCGUUGCCCACACAGGUUAGCCAAACUAUCUGAGGGCCAAUUGGUUGAUGGUAGGCUUGAGUGCCUAUACCAUGGUUGGCAGUUUGAAGGCGAAGGGAAAUGUGUGAAGAUACCUCAGCUUCCAGCUGAUGCCAAAAUCCCUCGUUCAGCUUGUGUUAAAACGUACGAGAUCAGGGACUCUCAAGGAGUGGUGUGGGUGUGGAUGUCUCGAAAGACUCCUUCUAAUGUUACUAAGCUACCAUGGUUUGAGAACUUUGCUAGGCCAGGGUUUCAAGAUGUGUCCACAACUCAUGAACUUCCUUAUGAUCACUCCAUACUGCUGGAAAACCUGAUGGAUCCUGCUCACAUCCCCAUCUCACAUGAUAGAACAGAUUGGACUGCUAAAAGAGAAGAUGCGCAGCCACUGUCUUUUAAGGUGACUGAACGCACUGAAAGAGGAUUUGCAGGUUGGUGGGGGAAAGAGAAAGAUGGGUCUAUGCCAAACUUUUUACGGUUUGAAGCUCCUUGUGUUCUCCAAAAUAACAGGGAAAUUGUGGACAAAAAUGGUGAGAAGCACUACUUUACAGGCCUCUUCCUGUGUACGCCAACGGGGCAAGGGAAAUCCUUGCUGAUAGUAAGGUUUGGAACAACUAAAAGAUCCCCACUAGCAAAACUGUUCCCUGAAUGGUACUUCCAUCAGAAUGCAAGCAAGGUGUUUGAGCAAGACAUGGGAUUCUUGUCGUCUCAAAAUGAGAUUCUAUUGAAAGAAAAGGUCCCAACAAAGGAACUGUACCUUAAUCUGAAAUCUUCAGACACAUGGGUUGCUGAAUACAGGAAGUGGAUGGACAGAGCAGGACAUGGCAUGCCAUACCAUUUUGGUCACAGCACCAUUUCACUGCCCAAGGAGCCUGCUGUGGUUGAACACGCCCCUGCCGGACUUGUCGCCGGACUCUCGGCUUCUUUGCCUGCUAAGGGAGGCAUUGGAAGCAUGCAUGCUCCAAACUUGGCUAAUAGAUAUUUCAGGCAUGUAAUACAUUGCAAAGCGUGCAGAAGUGUCGUCAAAGCUUUCCAGACUUGGAAGAAUGCACUCUCAGCUGUGGCUAUUGCAAUGGUUGCAUUGGCAAUCCUGGCGACUGGGAGGCAGUGGAAGGCACUUCUGUUGGUAUCUGCGUCCAUAUGCUCAGCUGGAGCCUAUGCAUGUUCAACCGCCAUCGCAAUGAAUACUACAAAUUUCAUUAGGACACACAGGAGACUCUGAGGGAUUAAUGUUACAAAUCUCGUUACGCUUUUAUGCUUCUCACAGUUGAUAGUUUUGUGGAAAUGAUAUAUGGUUAUUUACCACCCUAUCUUUAACUCUCUUGUAUUACACCUAACUAUAAGAAAGGAUUAGAAGUUAUGCCCUCCUAAAA
Neltuma alba is the source of this 1937-nucleotide messenger RNA. RefSeq names its product protein TIC 55, chloroplastic. Lineage: Eukaryota; Viridiplantae; Streptophyta; Magnoliopsida; Fabales; Fabaceae. The coding region runs from base 146 to 1786 and encodes 546 amino acids. Gene Ontology annotation, molecular function: chlorophyllide a oxygenase activity; 2 iron, 2 sulfur cluster binding. The transcript is spliced from 3 exons. The record is from RefSeq and is a predicted model, not a curated record. Gene Ontology annotation, cellular component: cytoplasm; chloroplast. Gene Ontology annotation, biological process: protein targeting to chloroplast.